UGUGAAAGGUUUUGGCUCAUGAUAGUGGAUCAGCCACAUGGCCCCUGGCCCUUCCCUAUUGACACACUUUAUUAAAUAAACGCCCCUGAAAUCCUUCCUCUGAAGAAUUUCUUUAUAGGAUUACACUUGCACAAACAGUCCUCUUGCAAAAGGAACUGAAUUUAACCCCUGUGCUCCCCCGUCCCCUCUGGAUGGGCACACAGGACAGUGGGUGGGCAUUGAGCAUUGUCAAUAACAAAUGAACAGCUAAUGGCUGACAUCGCAGCUGUGGCCAAGUGGUUUGUGCACCAAUUGCAUCGCUUUCAGAUGCUGCCACAAGUCCCUAAAUCCCCCUCAUUAAAAAACAAAACACCAGUCAUUGUAAAAGUGGCUUCAUAAUCCUUACUACAGAAUUGCGUGUCAUCUGUGUGAAAAACUGAAAACGGACUAGACGUGCAAAGAUGUCUUCAAAGAUUUGGAAAUAAAUGAAAAUAAGAUAUAAUCCAAGAAAAAAAUAAAAAUGCAACACUCAGAGACUUAAGGCGAAUUUUUGGGAAACUUUUUCCGAAGAUAUUGGAGCUCUGCUGGAACUGAAAAGAUACUGAAUCUGACAACACAGCUGGUCGCAUUAUCAAGAAACAACAGACGCAAAAAACAUUAUGAAGGCUGUGCUUUUGUCUUUCUUGAGUCUGCGUCUGGUUCUGGGAAUUGGUCACUGGUGUGAACACAGAGUGGAAGAUAAACUGGAGACCAUCAUCUCGCCUCGCCUGCAGCUAGAAGUGGCUUGCUCAGAGGUGUAUCAGUUCAACACUCAAGGAUGGAGGCUAGAUAUAGACAGGAUGCGUCACACUCAUGGGGGUGAUGAUGGAAUUGCUCUAUAUUACAAAAGACAAGGACCCAAUGCUUCCUGUUUCCUGUUUAAAGCUGCGAACAUUAUGACUGAAAGAGUGAACAGGACAAUAAGAGCCUGCUGCGAAGGCUGGUCUGGUCCUCAAUGCUCACAGGGAGUGAGUAUACGAGGUCGGUGUUUCUCUACAUGGAAUUGUGAGGAAUUUCCUGGAGUUCAGAAUGCCUCUCUGAUGCCUCUUGAGCAAUGCUGUGGCAGCUUGUGGGGUCUUAGCUGGAAAAAUGCCUCUGAUCAGACCUGCUUGUCCUGUACCUACACUCUCUUGCCAGAUGCUCAGCCAUCACCUCUUUUUCAUAGGGGUCUUCUUGGAGGUAUUCGAGAUCCUAAGGCCUCCGCCACUUGCAUGAGCUGGGGUGGAGCACAUUAUCGUUCCUUUGACAAGAAGCACUUCCAUUUCCAUGGUGGUUGCACCUAUGUGCUGGCCUCAUCCACUGAUGGAACCUGGGCUGUCUACAUUAGCACUGUGUGUGAUGGCAGAGGACACUGCAGCAAGGCAUUGAAGAUGAUGUUUGGACUUGACCUUGUGUCUGUUUAUAAGGGCAACAUAUCACUCAACAGUGUUCUCUUACAGCAGGGAGAACCUUUCUUUCAAAACGGAGUAAGCAUCCACUGGUUGGGAGAUUUUGUGUUUGUUGAAAGUGGAUUGGGCAUCAGAGUGAAAUUCGACAUGGGGAACACUGUGUAUCUGACAAUUACUGCAGAACACUUUGCUACUACUAGAGGCCUUUGUGGAUUAUACAACAACAAUCCAGAUGAUGACUUCACCAGUAGGAGUGGGAGUGUAUUGCAGUAUGCUGCCAGCUUUGGAAAUUCAUGGCGUGUUCCAAGCCAAAAGAUAGAGGACUGUAGUGAUGCAGCGGAGCUGGGCCACAGCUGUGACAUUAUGGGUGACAUCAGCUUGCGUAGAGCUGCCGAAUUUACAUGUCAUCAGCUCAAGGACAGUCCCUUUUCCCAAUGCCAUCAUCGAGUGGACCCAGGGCCCUAUGUAGACACCUGUUUAUAUGUGUACUGCAGUUUGAGGACUAAUGAAAGAGAGGCAGCUGUGUGCGAUACACUUGCCAGCUAUGCCCGUGAAUGUGCACAACAACAUGUCAUCCUCAGCUGGAGGGGUCCUGGUCUCUGCGAGCGAGCGUGUCCUGGGGGUCAGCUUUUUUCAGACUGCAUCUCUUCCUGUCCCCCCAGCUGCUCCUCGGCUUCCCCACCAGCAUCAGGCCAGUGUCGGGAGGAGUGUGUUGGGGGAUGUGAGUGUCCUCCUGGGCUCUAUCUGCACGAGGGCCAAUGCUUACGGCAUGAAUACUGCCCCUGCUUCCAUAGACGACGCACAUAUCACGAAGGAGACAUUAUAAAACACAAGUGUAACACCUGCAUGUGCCAGGCAGGCCAUUGGCAGUGUUCUGCAGAAAGGUGUGCAGCCCAGUGUAGUAUAAUUGGGGCAUUACAAAUCACUACAUUUGAUAAAAAGAGGUAUAACCUCCAGACUGGUGACUGUCAGCUCACAGCCAUUGAGGAUUUUGUGGACAAGAAGCUUGCUGUGACCAUUAAAGACGGGGAUUGUGUAAAGGGAGAUGGCAUGCGCUGCCCGUGGGAGACAACCAUCACUGCCCUCCAUACCACAGUGACCCUCACUAGCACAGGAUCUGUGAUGCUAAAUGGACAGCCCGAGGCUUUGCCAGUGUUAACAGCUGAUUUGGUUGUGCGGAAACCAUCUUCAAGCUUCCUCAUAAUCCACGUGUUUGGAGCUCAGCUGUUGUGGUACACUGAAGGCCCUCUGAUCCUCAUCACUUUGCAGCCAGGCUUUGCUUAUAAGGUGAGAGGCCUGUGUGGAACUCUGACAUGGACUCAACAAGAUGACUUCACCACACCAGAGGGGGACAUUGAGAACAGUGUGGCCUCCUUUGCCACAAAGUUUAUUCUUGGAUCAUGCAAUUUGCCAUCAGGAGUGACCUCAGACCCCUGUAACACCUACACCCAGCACAGAGAGUAUGCAGAGAGUGUCUGUGAUGUCAUCAACGGUCCUGUGUUUCAGAGCUGUCAUGAAGUGGUCGAGCGUGGGCCGUACAUGCGACAGUGUCUGAGCGAGGCAUGUAGCUGCACCCCGCACAUGCAGUGUCAGUGUACUGUCCUUACUGCCUAUGCUCAACAUUGUGCGCAGGAGGGGGUGCAAGUGAGCUGGAGGAAUCACACCUUUUGUCCAAUGCAGUGUUCUGGGGGUCAGGUGUAUCAAGAGUGUGGCCAACCAUGUGGAGGUUCAUGUACGGACCUGCAGCAAAACUGGAGCUGCCAAAUGGACUCAGGUGCUCAGAACUGUGUACCAGGCUGCCAGUGUCCUGCAGGUCUGGCACAAGAUGACCAGGGCCAGUGUGUGCCAGUCAGCAUGUGUCCGUGUGUUCACGCUGGAGUUGUCCAUCAGCCCGGAAGCUCUGUGCAGAUCAACUGCAAUACCUGUGUGUGUGGACAUGGUGUGCUGAACUGUACCGAGCAUAUCUGUCCUGAGGUUAAAGAGUGUCCAGGCUCUCUGGUCUUCUCCCCUCGAUCUUGUCUGAAGACCUGCUCUAGUCUGGACAAGGGGUCCUGUGCAGAGCCCAUCUAUGGCUGCGUCUGUCCUGAGGGAACCGUGCUUCUGGGUGAUCAGUGUGUGUCUCCAGAUGAAUGUCCAUGUCACCACAAUGGCAGACUCUUCUUCACAAAUGAUACCAUUACUAAAGACUGCAACACAUGUGUAUGUAAGCAGCGUCGAUGGCACUGUACCCAGUCGUUAUGCGCUGGAACGUGUGUGGCUACAGGUGACCCGCAUUAUGUGACCUUUGAUGGUCGCUGUUUCUCCUUCCUGGGAGACUGUGAGUACAUGCUGGUGCAGGAGAAAGAAGGUCUGUUCAGCGUGACUGCGGAGAACAUACCCUGUGGCAGUACUGGGGUCACCUGCACCAAAUCUGUCACACUAAGCAUCGGCAAUACCGCCAUACACCUGCUCAGGGGAAAGGCUGUGACAGUAAAUGGCAUGCCUGUGACUCUUCCUAAGUCUUACUCAGGCAGUGGCAUAAUGUUGGAGAACAUUGGCUUGUUUGUGUCUGUCUCAUCUCGACUUGGCAUAACGCUUCUUUGGGAUGGAGGAAUGCGUGUGUAUGUGCGGUUGGAACCCCACUUGCAAGGACGAGUAGGGGGUUUGUGUGGAAACUUUGAUGGGGACUCAGAGAAUGACUUCACCACAAGGCAGGGUAUCGUAGAGUCCACACCAGAGCUGUUUGGAAACUCCUGGAAGGUUAGUCCAUCCUGCCCUGAUGUCUCUGAGCAAGACCUGCGUGACCCCUGCAACAUCAAUCCUCACAGAGUGAGCUGGGCAAAGAAGAAAUGUGCAGUGAUUAACCAAGAGCUGUUUGCAUCAUGUCAUGCUGAAGUGCCGCACCAGCAGUACUACGAUUGGUGUGUCUUUGACGCCUGUGGUUGUGAUUCAGGAGGAGACUGUGAGUGUCUUUGCACAGCCAUUGCUGCCUACGCUGAAGAGUGCAACCGUAGAGGUGUCUACAUUCACUGGAGAUCUCAAGAGCUUUGCCCCAUGCAAUGUGAGGAUGGUUUGGUUUAUGAAGCCUGUGGUUCUGCUUGCUCUGAUGUCUGUCCUGGCAGCUUUUCUCGUGCUGAUUCUCAUUGCAGUGCCAUAUCAUGUGUGGAGGGCUGCUUUUGCCCCCAGGGCACUGUCCGCCAUGGCGACAGUUGUAUUCCUCCAUCCGAGUGCCCCUGUGUAUGGGAAGGCUCACUGUUUCCUCUUGGAGCUGCUGUUACUCAACACUGCCAAAACUGCUCCUGUUCUAACAGCACCUGGCACUGCACUGGCACUGCAUGUCCUCCCACUGCUCCCUGCCUGGAUUCAGAGUUCCAGUGUAGCAGUGGCUCUCAUCGAUGUAUUCCCUCUCUCUGGCUCUGUGAUAACGAGGACGACUGUGGAGAUGGAUCAGAUGAGCUUUGUCCCACAACCUGUCCUCCUGAGCAGUUCCGCUGUUCUGGAGGAGCCUGUUUACCCCUGGAGCUGCGCUGUAAUGGCCAUCCUGACUGCACCGAUCAGUCUGAUGAGGAGUUCUGUGCCCCAGUUACAGAAAUUCCAGGAUGUGUGCCUGGGGAGUUCCGAUGUGCUAAUGGACGCUGUCUAUCUGCCGCUAAAGUGUGUGAUGGAAGACUGGACUGUGGGUUUGCUGAUGACUCAGAUGAGCGAGACUGUGGAGUGGUUUGUGCUGAACAAGAGUUCCGCUGUACAGCUGGAAGAUGCAUUCUCUAUCUGCAUCGUUGUGACGGUCAUGAUGACUGUGGAGACUUUAGCGAUGAGCGUGGGUGUGUUUGUAAUCCUGGAGAGUUCCAGUGCCCUGGUGAUCAGUGUGUGCCUGCAGAGAGAGUGUGUGAUGGGCAUAAGGAUUGUCCAUCUGGAAUUGAUGAAGUUAUCUGUCCUGUUAAAGACUGUAAUCAGUAUGAGUUUGGGUGUGCGAAUGGUCAGUGCGUGCCACUGGCUUGGCGCUGUGAUGGUGAAACAGACUGUCUGGAUGGAAGUGAUGAACAGCAGUGUGCCCGUGCUUGUGGACCUGACCAGGUGUCUUGUCAGAGUGGAGACCAGUGUGUCCAGCACGUGCAUUUGUGUGAUGGGACACCACAUUGCAGGGAUGCCUCUGACGAAAGUGUGGACAAUUGUGGGUCCACACGAAUCCCACCCUGUCCUGGCAGCUUCUCAUGUGAUAACAGAACCUGUGUGAACACAUCGUAUGUGUGUAAUGGUUUUCCUGACUGUCCUAGAGGAGAGGAUGAACUGCUGUGUGAAAAGCCAAGUAUUUCUCCACUGCCCCCUGGUGGCAGGAACAAGACUCACACCUGUCCGGAGUUCACUUGCUUGGAUGGAUCCUGUGUCUCUUUCAAAUCAGUAUGUAAUGGUGUAGCAGAUUGUCCUGAUACUGGAAGCCACUCAGAUGAGCAGGACUGUCAGAGUUGGGGCCCAUGGGGACCCUGGAGUCCCUGCAGCCGAUCUUGUGGAUCUGGCAUUAUGAGCAGAUACAGACAGUGCCCUGUGGGGGAAACGCUUAUGCGCUGCAGGGGAGAUGAUAUGCAAAGACAGCAGUGCUACUCCACAGCUUGUCCUGUUGAUGGCCACUGGUCACCCUGGACGACGUGGUCUAACUGCUCUAAAGGUUGUGGGGGAGUAGAGAUCCGCAAAAGGGUGUGUGUUCCACCACAGAACGGAGGUCGAGCAUGCACUGAGCUGCCAGGAGACACUGGCCUGAGCACUGAGAUCAAGCCAUGUCCUCAGGAUAGAUGUGCUAAUGUUUCCUGUCCUGUUGGUCUGGUAUCACAUGCUUGUGCUCCUUGUCCUUUGACAUGUGCUCAUAUAUCAAGUGAUACGUCCUGUGAUCCCAGUGCUCAGUGUUUCACAGGUUGCUGGUGCCCAGAGGGGAAAGUGAUGAAUCACAUGCAGCAGUGUGUGCUUCCAGAAGAGUGUGUGUGUGAGGUGUCAGGGUUGCGCUACUGGCCGGGUCAGCAGGUCAAGAUGGGAUGUGAGAUUUGUAGGUGUGAGAGAGGAAGACCGCAGCACUGUCAAGCCAAUCCAGAGUGUUCAGUUCAUUGUGGAUGGUCAUCCUGGUCCCCAUGGGGUGAGUGUUUGGGUCCAUGUGGAGUACAAAGUGUUCAGUGGUCUUUUCGCAGCCCAAAUAAUCCGUCCAAACACGGCAAUGGCAGACAGUGCCGUGGUAUUUACCGGAAAGCUAGACGCUGUCAGACCGAGCUAUGUGAAGAGUGUGAGUACCAGGGACACACGCAUGCAGUGGGUGAUCACUGGAAAGAAAGUAAUUGUCAUCUUUGCCACUGUUUGUCCAACCUUAAAGUACAGUGUGCACCUUUCUGCCCGUACGCUACCACUGGAUGUCCAAAGGGUCAAACUCUAAUACCAGGGAAAGAAAACAGGUGUUGCUAUUGUGAAGACAAUGCCCAGAAUGUCAGUAUCAUCACAACAACCCCAGCAGCUCUGCCGAUCACUGUUGAGUCCUCCAAGGCACCAGAGGUUACACCAUUUAUACCAACCUUUCCUCUUCCGCCCGGAGAUGAGUGUUGGUCUCCGUUGGGAGUACAGUCUCUACCUACCUCCAGUUUUAGUGCCUCAUCACAGCAACCUGGUCAUCCAGCCUCAGCAGGACGCCUCCACUUUCAUGACCCUCAGAGUGACCUGCAGGGCUGGAGCCCUGAACCUGAGGAGUAUAGGGAGCUACCUCCAUCUGCCCCUCAUGCCCAUACACACCACAGCCAGGCCCCUUUCUUGCAGAUCGACCUGCUUAGACCAUACAACAUCACAGGAUUACUCACUCAAGGUGGUGGUCAGUUUGACACGUUUGUGUCCAGUUUCUACCUGCAGUUUAGCUCUAACGGCAGUCGGUGGUUCACCUACAAAGAGCUCAUCACAGACGCUCGCCCUAAAGCCAAGGUGUUCCUGGGUAACCACGAUGAUCGAAGUGUUAUGCAGAACAGACUGGAGAGGAUGGUGUUAGCUCGGUUUGUGCGGGUGCUGCCUCAUGACUUCCAGAAUGGCAUUUACCUGCGAGUGGAGCUGAUGGGGUGUGGAGAUGGGUCUCAGCCAUCUCCUACCCCAAGCUCCAGAGGCUGUCCCAACGGUCAGUUUUCAUGCCCUCCUCCAGGGGGCUGCAUUGAGGCUGCACAGCGUUGUGAUGGGAUUCCUCAGUGUCCAGAUGGAGCUGAUGAGCGAGACUGUGUCUCUAAAACGAAUCGUACUCAUGUCACACCUACACCUGCUCCACUCAGGACGCCUAGUAUGGCUAGUGUCACGACAGCAAGUACACCAACAAUCACACCACAUGAAGAACCUGGCUAUCUGGGUAGCUGCUCUUCUCCUCUGGGCCUGGAGGAUGGCCGUGUACAUUAUGGUCAGCUGACCGCCUCUUCAUCCAGAGAAAAUAAUCCAGCCGACACCGGGCGCCUUAACAUCGUACCUAAUGUUUUAGUGAUGGAACCAGGAUGGAGCCCUUUACCAGGAGACCCCCAGCCCUACAUCCAGGUGGAUUUUCUGGAGCCCACCUGGAUAUCAGGGAUAAUCACACAGGGCAGUGAACGCAUGUGGGGCUACUUCUCCAAGUACCGUCUGGCCUUCGCUCUGUCUGAGAACCACUUCAUGGACUUUACUGAGAGUGAAGAUAAAGGCUCAGCCCCGAAGAUCUUUGAGGUGCGGAUGAUAGGCAGGACACCUGUUACACGUUGGCUGGGCAGGCUUGUGAGAGCUCGGUUCCUGCGGAUUAUACCAGUGCAGUACCGCCACACCUUCUAUCUCCGAGUGGAGAUCCUGGGCUGCAAAGGAGGCACAGUUCCCACUCCAGGAUUGCCAGGUUUAUGGAAUCACACGGUAACACCAGGAAGUCCUGGAUACCAGAACUAUACAUCAGGAUUACCAGGGGUUCACACCAAGUCUCCACAAGAUGGCAGUCCGGGAGUGGCAAGCGUUUCACCCAUUACUUCUGGUGUACCUGGUAUUGGCCCUCAAGGACCAACUGGCCAGCCAGGACUGUGGAACAUAACAACCCCUCAUGAUGGUGGUUUACCCAGAGUUCUGUGCAUAGAGGGCCAAUUUUCCUGCAAAAGCUUUGGCUGUGUAAAUGCAACACUUGUGUGUGAUGGAAAAAAGGAUUGUCCAGAUGGCUCAGAUGAACACCACUGCGGUUCUUCCACACUCCCUCCAAUAACACCUACAAGGCGCCCCCUGGUGCCAAGCCCCUGCUCUGCCAAACAGUUCGCUUGUAGAAGUGGAGAAUGUGUGCGGCUGGAGAAGAAGUGUGACCUCCACAAAGACUGUGCUGAUGGCUCAGAUGAGACAAACUGUGUGGACUGUGUGAUGUCUUCGUGGACAGCAUGGAGUCAGUGCAGUGUAUCAUGUGGUCUGGGAUCUCUGUUCCGGCAGCGUAAGAUCCUGAGAGACGCUCGGCCCGGGGGCUCCUGUGGGGGCGCACAGUUCGACAGCAGAGCCUGCUUCCUCCAGGCUUGUUCUGUGGAUGGGCAGUGGGCUGAGUGGGGUGAGUGGUCAGAGUGUGAUGCUGAAUGUGGAGGGGGUGUGAAGAUAAGGAGCAGAUCUUGCUCAAACCCUCCACCCAAAAACAGAGGGCAAGAGUGUGAGGGAAUGACCAUGCAGACUCAGAGCUGCAACACACACCAAUGUGGAACCGGCACAGACUCACAGACAGGCUGCGCUACUGGCCUGGUGCUGGUGACAGACGCGGACUGUGCUGCAGGUCGAGUGGAGCCAUGCCCUUUGACCUGUUUGGACCUUAACUCUGAGAAUAACUGCUCCUCCCACUGUAUGACAGGGUGUCGUUGUCCAGUUGGUUUGUUCCUUCAAGAUGGUCGAUGUGUCAAUGUGAGCAAAUGUGCAUGCUUAUGGGAAGGGUCAGUGCUUCAACCAGGGGAAGAUGUCAUCAUAGACAAUUGCACAUUUUGCAUGUGUCAAGAUGGCCAUGUCUCUUGUGAUAACUCCAGCUGUAUCCCCAAAUGCGACUGGUCAGCCUGGUCCUCAUGGACCUCAUGUGACAGCAGCUGUGGAAUAGGCAUACAGCAACGCUUUAGGUCAGUUCUAAGUCCUUCUCAAGCAGUGAAUGUAGACCCAUGUGUUGGAGACUCUACAGAGGCCCGGCAAUGCUACACACCCUGCCCACCAGGCGCUCCAUGGAGUGAGUGGUCUUCAUGGUCUGAGUGCAGUAAGACAUGUUUCUAUCAUGUGGAUGCUGUGGGAAUGAGACGCCGCUUUAGGAGCUGUAACCACACUGACGCCGGCUCCUGCUUUGGGGAUGGGGAAGAACAUGAGCCGUGUAACACAUUACACUGUCCAGUACAUGGGGGUUGGUCAGCAUGGUCAGCAUGGUCUGACUGCUCAUCCGAGUGUGAUUCUGGGGUUCAAACUCGAGAACGUUUCUGUAGUUCUCCUCCACCUCUGUAUGGAGGCAGCAGCUGCAUUGGACCUCAUAUACAAACAGGGGACUGCAACUCCCAGCCCUGCACAGACGUGUGUCCAAUUGGUAUGAGCCACAUGACUAAAGAGCAGUGCCAGGAGCAGGGAGGAGCAUGUCCACGUGUGUGCCUUGAUGCUAUGACUGCGGUGGAGUGUGCCACAGAGUGCUAUGAUGGCUGCUACUGCUCCCCAGGCUACUACAUAUUUAACAACUCCUGUGUGCUUCUCAACCACUGCCCCUGCUACCACCAGGGGGUGCUCUAUCCACAGGGUUCCAGUGUACCAUAUGAUCCCUGCAACAACUGCACUUGCAUUAAUGGAGAGAUGCAAUGUGGCACAGCUCCCUGCCCUGUUGAUUGUGGUUGGAGUGAGUGGACAUCCUGGAGUGCAUGCAGCAGGACGUGUGAUGUUGGCAUCAGGAGGCGGUACCGCUCAGGUACCAAUCCUCCUCCAGCUUCUGGUGGCCUUCCUUGUGUCGGCGACCGUACUGAGCUGGACACAUGUAGCAUCUACGCUUGUAGUGGUGCAAAGGGCCCAUGGAGUGCAUGGUCUGAGUGCUCAGUGCCCUGUGGUGGUGGUUACAGGAGCAGAACUCGAGGCCCUAUCCGAUCUCACGGCACACCGCAACAGUUUAGCGCCUGCAACCUGCACCCUUGCAGUGAUGGCGGUGGCUGUGCUGGUGGUCAGGAGUGGACAUCGUGUGUGAAAGAUGCAUUGCUCUGCUCUGAUCUAGGGAUCGAUAAUAACAUCAACUUCACCUGCUCCCCAGGAUGUCAGUGCCCACAGGGUUCUGCACUACAGGAUGGUAGGUGUGUGUCUUUGCCUCUGUGUCGCUGUGAUGUCGAUGGCGAACAGUAUGAGCCUGGAGCUGUGGUCGAGAAAGACUGCAAGAAGUGCACUUGUGAAUCAGGAAGACUUAUAAACUGCACCCAAGUUGAAUGCAAUGUGGAUGGUGGCUGGACAGACUGGACUCCUUGGAGUACAUGUUCAGUGUCUUGUGGUACCGGUCUGCAGUCACGCUAUCGUUUUUGCUCCAAUCCUGAGCGUGCCGGCGCUGGACUGCCCUGCCUUGGGCCAGACCGCCAGGAUCAAGUCUGCGUCCAGACAGCAUGCAGCCGUAAUGGAGGAUGGAGCGAGUGGACAUCCUGGACAGAGUGUACCAAGUCUUGUGGAGGGGGUGUACGUAGCCGCCGGCGUGCAUGUAACAGUCCAGCCACUGAGGGAGACGGAGACUUCUGUGAGGGUCUAAAAACCGAGCUUGUGGCCUGUAAUGUAGAGCACUGUCCAGUGACUCAGUGCUCAGACAUUUCCGGCACUGUGUUCAGUAGUUGUGGACCCUCGUGUCCCCGUACCUGUGAUGAACUGAGUCAUUGUGAGUGGCGUUGUGAACCUGGGUGUUACUGCAUUGAUGAGAAAGUGUUGAAUGUUAACGGUACCGCGUGUGUAGAGACAGAGCAAUGUCCCUGUCUGGACUUGACCACCGGCCAGCGCAUCGAUCCUGGAGAAACAGUACCCGCACCUGAUGGGUGUAACAACUGUACAUGUGAUGUAGGACAGCUCACAUGCAGCAGCAACCCAUGUCCAGUGGAUGGAGGCUGGUGCGAGUGGUCUAGCUGGACUCCGUGCUCUAAGACGUGUGGUGCUGAGUGGGUUUCUCGCUACAGGAGCUGUGCUUGUCCUGUGCCAGUGGCAGGAGGGGCAGCAUGUCCAGGCCAGCAAGAACAACACCAGGGCCUUGGAGUUCAGAUAGAAAAACAACCCUGUCCUUCAGUCACCUUUUGCCCAGUCCAUGGUUCAUGGGGCUUGUGGAGUGAAUGGUCAGAGUGUGAUGCAUGUGUGGGUGUGUCUGUCAGGAAGCGAGACUGUAACAGUCCCCCUGCCAGAUUCGGAGGUCUUCCAUGCCACGGCGAGUCCAUCCAGAGCCGUGGUUGCCAUGACAACCAAACCGUCUGCUCAGAGUGUGAGGGCGGACAGGAGGAGUGGCCUUGUGGGAAACCGUGCCCUCGCUCAUGCGAAGAUCUCCAUGGUGACACUGAGUGUAUAGACACAUCAGGGUGCAGUUCAACCUGUGGUUGCCCGGGUGACAUGGUUUUCCAGGAUGGCGUGUGUGUGGAGAGAGACGAGUGUCGGUGUAAAUUUCACAGAAUCACUACUGAAGAUUUAAAUAUUACAAGCACGGCAUGGGAGUGGCCUGGCAGGACAGAAUGGCAUUAUGCAAAUUCAGGAGAGAACAUCAUCACAGACUGCAGCAACUGCACUUGUGAAGCUGGUGUCAUGCACUGUGAUUCACUUCCUGGUUGUGUUGUUGACGGUGGAUGGAGUCAGUGGGGUCCGUGGUCAGAGUGUUCUUCCCCGUGUGGGGGCGGAGUCAAGCUGCGGACUCGUUAUUGUAAUAACCCCGCCCCUCAGGGAGGUGGGAGAGAGUGUGGUGGUAGUGCUGACCAGCAGAAGGAGUGUAAUGGUCAUUCCUGCACAGACCCUGGGAUGUGGUACGACUGGUCAGCGUGGUCUGUGUGUACUGUCACCUGUGGAGGAGGAGAACAAAGACGCAUUCGUUCCUGCCGCACUCCUCCAUGCACUGGUUUGACACGCCAGAGCAAAACCUGCAACACACAAGUGUGUCUGGAGGUGGGCUGCCCUCCAGGUCGUCUGUACCGAGAGUGUGAGCGAGGCGAGGGUUGUCCGUUCAGCUGUGCUCAGCUCAGUGGGCUUGAAGGCUGUUACUCUGAUGGUUGUGAAGAAGGAUGUCACUGUCCACCCAACACCUACCAGCACCAUGGAGCCUGCCUACAGGAGUGUCCAUGCCUAGUAGACAACAAGCUCCUGACCUCACUUCAAGAAGUGUCUGUGACCCCAGAGUUAACCCCAGACCUCUACAACAUUACCAUGGGAACAGAGCUCAGGUCUGGAGAAGAGCUUAUGCAUGAGUGCAGCUCCUGUUUGUGUGAACACGGCGUCUGGAACUGCUCUCUAAUGCCCUGUCCCCGUGAUGGUGGUCUAAGUCCUUGGGGUCCUUGGGGUCCCUGUUCACUCACCUGUGGGGGUCUGGGGCAGAAAGUGCGCAAUAGGAGCUGCUCUAAUCCAAGUCCUGAUUAUGGAGGUCAAGACUGUGUGGGAGACCUGCAGGAGACAGCAUACUGUCAGACAACAGACUGCCCAGUGGAUGUGCUUCCUACAGUCGAACCUUCCCUGUCAGAUGAGGACUUGGGGUUCUCCCAGUGGACAUCAUGGAGUUCCUGUUCUAAAUCCUGCAAUGAAGACGGUCACCCUGCUGUGAAGUUUCGUAAGAGAGAGUGUAUCAGUGCACCAUGCACAGGACAAAACAGACAACAGAAGGUCUGCAACCUCCCUCAAUGUCCUGAUGGUGGAGUGUGUGUGGAUGAAGCAUGUUCCCAUAGAAACUGCUCAUGGACAGAAUGGGGAGAGUGGAAUGCAUGUUCACGCUCCUGUGGUGUUGGUCAGCAACAGCGAUUCCGCAGCUUCAUUGCCCCCGGGAUUAACGGAACCUGGUGUUCAGGCAUCAUUGAUGGCAAUGUGGAGAACCGCUUCUGCAACAUCCGUGCCUGCCGUGUGGAUGGGAAUUGGUCUCGCUGGAGUCCGUGGUCACACUGUGAUAAGUCGUGUGGUGGUGGUCGAUCUAUUCGCACUCGUUCCUGCUCCAGCCCUCCGCCCAAAAAUGGAGGACUUAAAUGUCUUGGAGAGAAAAACCAAGUCAAACCCUGCAACACCAAACUAUGUGAUGAGCGUGGAUGCCCAAUGGGUCAGGAGUUUGUGCCCUGUGCUAAUGAGUGUCCUCAGCAUUGCUCUGACCUACAGCAAGACAUUCAGUGCCAGGACAAUACUGAGUGCCAGCCAGGCUGCCGCUGCCCUCAGGGUGAACUGCAGCAGGAUGGGGUUUGCGUGAAGCUGUGGCAGUGUGACUGCACUGAUGCAUUAGGGCAAAGCUGGGCUGCAGGCAGCCAGCACCAAGUCAACUGCAACAACUGCAGCUGCGCAGAUGGAGGUCUCACCUGCACCAACCUUACCUGUCCAGGAAAGAGUAAGUGUUUCUGGAGCUUGUGGUCCAGCUGGGCUUCCUGCAGCGUUACCUGUGGUGCAGGACAGAGAACACGCUUCAGGUCAAUGAUUCCCGAGACUCCUGAUGCCGACUGUCAGUUCGAGGAAGUUCAACACAAGCCAUGUGACCCAGGUCCCUGCCCACCGCUGUGUCUCCAUGGAAACCAGUCACUGUCUGUAGGUGACACAUGGUUAGAAGGGGAAUGUAAACAAUGCACAUGUAUUCCUGAAGGAGAAUAUUGCCAGGAUAUUUAUUGUCGUGUGGAUGGAGGCUGGACUCCAUGGUCUGUCUGGUCUGACUGUUCUGUGACAUGUGGUAGUGGAAAUCAGAUCCGGACUCGGGCCUGUGUCAACCCCCCACCACGAAACAAUGGCACACACUGUCCCGGGGAAGAGAGAGAGAUGCAGCACUGUCACACUGCACCCUGCCUAGAUGACUUGUGUCCAUGGUCCAGCUGGUCCUCGUGCUCACGGAGCUGUGGUGCAGGAGUGGUAUCCAGACGUAGGCACUGUCUGUGUGAAGAAGCAGGUGAUCACGUCUGUCCCAUUUCCAUAGAUACAGACAAACACAGAGAGGAGAAUCGCCUGUGCUACAAGAGGCCAUGCCCAGACUGUCCCAUGUCUGAAUGGAGUGAGUGGACAGAGUGUUCCUGUGUGUCUCAGUGGCAACAACGCUAUCGUGUCCCACUGUCUUUGGCCACCGCGGGGCAGCAUUGCACAGAGAUUGAGAAGCAGAACCGAGCCUGCAAACAACAGGACUGCAAGGAAUGUAUGGAACCGUUCCAGCCAGACUGUAGUUCUCCAUGUGAGAAGCAGUGUGUAUUGCAAGGGCAGGUGGAUUCAUGCACGGGGCAUUCGGGGUGUACAGACGGCUGCUACUGCCCUCAGGGUUUGCUACACCAGAAUGGUACAUGCGUGCCUCCUGAACAGUGUGGCUGUGUUCUCCUUGUCCAGCAGGACACAGGUCCACAUGUCCCUGUCACUGUCCCACAGGGUGGGGUCCUCAAUAUUGGCUGCAGCACAUGUUUAUGCCAUAACGGGUCUUUGCAGUGUGAUUCCCAAGAAUGUGAAGUGUCACUCAGUGAGUGGUCAGAGUGGACCCCCUGCUCUCCAUGUGUUCCUGCCUCCUCUCUUCUUCACUCUGACUCUGCCAUGGCUGAUGAUGGAGUUAUCAGUGAAGGUCUUGGAAUGCCCGAAACAGCUCUGGUGUCAGUGCAGAAGCGUUUCCGAACAUGUCUAGAUGUAGACUCUGGAUUACCUGUCAGUGAGAGGGGGGGUGAGUGCUCCAAACCCCUGCAGGAGGAGAGAAUCUGCCCCCAGCCUGAUAUCUGCAAAGACCCAUGUCAGUGGAGUGUGUGGGGGCAGUGGAGUGUGUGUCAGGAGCCAUGUAGUGGAGGAUUCCGCCAGCGUGAGCGAAUAGCCCUGGCAACCACCCUUGGACCACAAUGUACACAACGGCAGAGCCAAUCACAGAGCUGCAACACCGGCCUCUGUCCAAGCGAGCGCUGUGAAGACAGGGACCGGGUCUACGAGGCGUCCUGUGCCAAUCAGUGUCCUCGUAGCUGUGCUGACUUGUGGGAGCAUGUGCAAUGUCUGCAGGGAGUCUGUCACCCAGGUUGUAGGUGUCCUGACGGUUGGUUGCUGCAGGACCGAGGAUGUGUGAGAGUGUCAGAAUGUCGCUGUGGGCUUCCUACAAAGAACGGCACACUGGAGGUUACACCUGGACAGAAUGUCACGGUGGAAUGCAACAACUGCGUGUGUAUGAAUGGGUCACUGGUGUGUACGGACCAGCCCUGCCCAGCAUAUGGGGCAUGGGGUUCCUGGAGUGAGUGCUCAGUGUCAUGUGGGACAGGACAAAGGACACGAACACGUCCCUGCACACACACACCUGGUGGUCCUAGCUGUGGAGAGACCAUUCAGAGUGAAAUCUGCAAUCUGUCUGCAUGUCCAGCUGACUGCGUGCUGAGUGAGUGGUCCUCCUGGAGUGAGUGCAGUGUCUCCUGUGGUGGAGGAGUGUCAGUGCGCAGGAAGACUAUUCUACAGAGGUCUGAGCCUGGAGGAGCGUCCUGCUUGACUCCUAUUGAGCAGCACACUGCCUGCAACACCAACAGCUGUCUGCCUGAGUGUCCUCUGGGUCAGGUGUUCAGUCUAUGUGCAGGUUCAUGCCCGCUUUCCUGCCAGGAUCUGUGGCCUGAAAGCCAGUGUGUACCAGGCCCCUGCAGCCCGGGCUGCUCCUGCCCUCCUAACAUGGUUAUGCUUAAUGGAUCAUGCAUGCCUUACUCUGAGUGCCCUUGUUCUUCACUCUCUCUGCCACUGGGAUUGGCCAAUGUCACACUGGACCUCCUACAAGACGAGUUUCCCCCUGGAACCAUUAUACCACAUCUCUGCAAUGCCUGUGUGUGUGAAAAUGGAGUAUUCAACUGCACUGAGGACUCUUGUAAUGUGGACUGUGAAUGGAGCAGCUGGUCUGAAUGGAGUUUGUGUUCGGUGUCGUGUGGCUCUGGAAUUCAGCGUUCUAGUCGCUCUGUAGUGCAGCACAGGCAGUAUGGAGGACGUGAGUGUGAAGGCCACAGUCACAGGAGCAGAGAGUGCACAGGACCUGACUGUGUGUGUCCAGAGGGAGAGCGUUGGAGAAGGAGCACGUCUGAGUCAGAGCGUGUGUGUGACAAAGGCUGUGUCGACAUGUACAGCGAUGAACCGCUAAACUGCACUGAAGUAAGCAGGCUCUCCGAGGGCUGCGUGUGUGAGGACGAGCGCUAUCGUGACGCCAAGGGCCGGUGUGUGAUUCCAGCUCUCUGUCAGUGCGAGGGGGAGGACGGCAUACUGCGAGAGGCUGGCUCUGAGUGGGAAGAAGCGUGCCAAACUUGUCGCUGUGUAAAUGGCCUUAAGCAGUGUAAAGCCAGCUGCCCUCCACUUCUGUGUGACGAGGGUGAAGUCAAAGUGCUGGAGGAUGGACAGUGUUGCCCUGUCUGCAGGAAAGCGUACACAGAAGAUCCACUCACUCAGUGUCAUCACUACACUGAGAUCAGGAACAUCACCAAGGGUGAUUGCCGCCUGGACAAUGUGGAGGUCAGCUUCUGUAGGGGGCACUGUUUGUCCGGAACGGAUGUCAUUCUAGAGGAGCCCUACCUACAAGCUGUGUGUGACUGCUGUAGUUACAGGCUGGACCCCCAGACUCCUGUGCGCUUCCUCAGCCUGCAUUGUUCUAGUGGAGAAAGCGAGCCUGUGGUGCUGCCCGUCAUACAGAGUUGCGAGUGUACCAGCUGUCAGGGAGGAGAUCUGGCCAAACGUUAAAAACUUUUGGAAGAGCUGACACCUUGGGAGAAGAAAGAAGUCAAAUCUUUUGAACAUCUCCAGUAUAAUUUUAAGUAGCUUGUAGUCAUUAUAUGACUGAAUAAUUUUAUAGAGUACUUUCUGAAGCUCUCAGACAACUGUACAGGUUUUAAAUUAUGGCUUUUAUGUCUUAAAGUCUUAAUAUCUUUUAUGUCUUUUAGUCUCUCACUCUCUCUUACCUUACAUACACAUUACAUAUUCUGUAUCAACAAUGAAUUUAUACAUAAAUAGUCAUAAACCUAAAGAAAUAUCAAUAAUAAAAAAGGAAAAAUAUGGAUGUGUGUGUGCAUGAAACGUUACAGAAAGAUAAUCUGACCGGUGGAUCUGCUACCACUAGUCUGACAACACAAAUUAAAUAUAGUUAUAUAUGAUAUCCAUACAACCGUUCAUCCUUCUUUCUGCUGCAUGACUCACUGCAAAAGCUGGAGUCAGAUAUAGAUCGCUAAUGACCGCAGAUCUUCUAAAGCACCUGACUAGGAGGGUAAAAAAGUGGUUGAACAUUACAGCUGUGGUCUGUACAGGAAAUGCAAACACACCAGGUAUUAUAUUUCACUUUCAAACGAAAAAUCGUCAUUUUUUGAUGUAUCAUAUGCUUUGGGCUUAUCCUUGGAUGUGUCAUAUAUUUCUAAAGUGCUGAAGCUUUAAUUACUGCCAUUAAAAAAAAGCACCAUUUAAAUGUUGGCUCAUCGUUCUAGUUUCUGGCAGUCUUGGAUAUGAGCACAGACUUGGGGAAGAUUUCACAAGACAAAGGUCUAACUAAUAUAGUUAGAAAAGUAGACUCAUUUCUGCCAUUAUAUACAGCAUAUAUGGAACAUGGCGAUGGCAUGCUGUUACUGUAGAUGAUCAAAUAGAACCAAGGAGGUCUCUCCAAAAAGGUUUUAUUCCUAAUUUACCACACCAAAAUGCCAAUGAUUAGAAUUGUUACACUUCCUUUCCCCCCCACUUAUAUUUACAUUUAAUGUUGUGUAAUAUCCAGAGGUGAAUUCUUGAUA
Messenger RNA from Tachysurus fulvidraco (yellow catfish), 18235 nucleotides. It is a transcript of the gene sspo, whose product is annotated as SCO-spondin. The coding region runs from base 639 to 17204 and encodes 5521 amino acids. The transcript has 110 exons. Gene Ontology annotation, cellular component: extracellular matrix. The record is from RefSeq and is a predicted model, not a curated record. NCBI's taxonomy places the organism in Eukaryota, Metazoa, Chordata, Actinopteri, Siluriformes, Bagridae. Gene Ontology annotation, molecular function: protein binding.